Phacochoerus africanus (Common warthog) is the source of this 757-nucleotide messenger RNA. RefSeq lists its product as uncharacterized. The record is from RefSeq and is a predicted model, not a curated record. Lineage: Eukaryota; Metazoa; Chordata; Mammalia; Artiodactyla; Suidae. The transcript has 4 exons. Bases 44 to 757 code for a protein of 237 amino acids.
AACAUAUGAAAACGUCCUUGAGUCCCAGAAAGGCAGAGGGGCCAUGGAUAUUGCAAAGAGGCUGCAGUGUUUGCCACAAAAUCUCAACUCCGAAUGGAAAAAAAAUGUCCUGCAACCACCAAAAUCUGAAAUAAAAGUCAAACCAUGGGAAAUAAAGCCUCCUGAUUUCAGUUAUAAACUGUAUAAAUCUUUAAGACUUCCAGAAAAACCAUUAAGGACCAUUAAAGAAGAAGAAAGGAAGAAAAAAAGCAAUUUUCCAGGAACAAUUCUUCACCUUCCCGGAAUAAGGAGUCAUCCUCAAAAGGCCAUAUCUCCCAAAUUUAUAACUACAUUUCCACAUCUGGAUUCACAUAAAGCAAAAUUAAUGUUUGUAGAGAAUGGGAAAUAUCCAAAUGGUAUAUACAUUGACCCAAAACCACAUGACUUUCGACAGUACCAACGUAACUUACCGAAUUUUGUGACAGCUUAUGAAAAGGACCCUUUUGGAUUAAAAUUUAAGUCACAACACCUAAGUACAGUGCAUGGGUGCCCACUGCUGAAAGAUGGUCAACAGAAGAACAGUGCAGAAAGAUUUAUCACCUACAAGCCUCAUGGAUGCACAUGGGAUUCAAAGCUAAUUUUACCAAAAGCCCCAUGGCCCGUUAAAUCUGCUUCAUACACGAGACACAGAAGGCGGCGAGAUGCAUACAGUGCAUUUAUGGAUCGUGUGGAAGAAACAUUUACUAAGACAUGCAAGAACAAUGGGCACAUUUUUUAA